GAGAGUAGAUCAUCUCCACAGGCUCCCCAUGCUGACAAACACAUCACCCGAAACACCUAUUCACCUCUGUGGACGUUAAACCUGCAGCUCUGACAGGAUGGAUUUCUUAGACCGCGGCUACCUGGACGCGCGGUCUCCCUAUGAUUAUACUUUUAAUUUUUGGAACGACUACCUCGGCCUGUCGACACUUGUGGCCAAAAAUAAGAUCAACAGCCAGUCCUGCAGCCCCAACUCCAUCACCGAGUCUCUUAAAGCGACUCUGGGCUUGGAGGACGAUUCCCCGGUUUGUUCCUGCGUAAUUGGGCACGGCAGGGACAGCGACGGACACUUGGACUGCUGCUGCGCGGCCCCGGGCUCUCCGCCGAUCUCCAUCUAUGAUCUCAAGGAGCGCAUCUCGCUUCUCAGGCCGUACGAGCACCUCGCUGGCGACUCGCCGCUCGGAGACAGAGAUUCACCCUCCUACAGGGGAAGCUUCGCCGGCCUCGACCUGCUCUCCAUGGAGCGAAGGCGCAAACAGACUCAGAGGGGAAAGCCGGAGCCAAAGGUGUGCGUCUUCUGUCGGAAUAACGGCGCGCCGGAGGAGGUUUACGGCACCCACAUCCUGAAGACAGCGGACGGCAGGGUCCUGUGCCCCAUCCUCCGGGCAUACACCUGCCCCCUCUGCAGUGCCAACGGCGACAAUGCGCACACCAUCAAGUACUGCCCGCUCUCUAAAGACCAGCCGAGCCAGAGAGUGGUGCGGGGGGGCAGGGCGGUUGGUAAAAGGCUGAAAAUCUUCUAAGCGAGGAGAUGAAGGAAGUUUGAGUUGCACUGUCUGAAAUUACUAGUGUGUAUGGCAGUAAUUUUGCCCCAUUUCAUGCACAAGACAAGUCUGGAGAGAGAUUUUAAGAAAAUAAGAUUUUUAUUGUUUUGUUUUUUAUUGUAUUGUUUUUUUUCUAAGUGUCACUGCUUCAUCUGUAAUGGUUCCGUCUAUCUUGUAACUCUAUGGGCACAUAGUUUACAUUUGGACGCAUUGCGCGCAGCAUUUCUCCCCCAGCACUCUAAGGACUUGGUGAUCAAAUAAUGAACCAAAGUACUGUACAGAUCGACCUGUGAAUGACCACCUUCAUGCUGUAAUCACAAGUUGCUGUGUUUCAAGUAGCGCAGUGCCAGUGCAAACAGCCCUGUGCAUGUCAGCGGGCUGCUUUGGGUUUAUGAGAUGCCAACAUAAAUGAAUAUGCAGCACUCCUGAUAUGAGAUGAAUGUUUAGUCCCACACUUCAUUGGCCAGUGGAUGUAAAGAGUCUGACAGGCCAUGCAAGAUGCAAGAUAUACUUCUCUAUAUCGAGCACAUUUUUUUUUUUUUUCUUGAGAUAAAUGUUUUCUACCAAAGGAAUACACUUUUGUAUUUAGCCUAAAGGUAAUUUCUGUAUGUUUAUAUGUUGGAUGUCUUAUAUUCUUUAUGUGAUUUUACGUGGAUAGUAUUUUGCAGAUUUUAACUGAAUGUAAAACAGUGGAAGGUAGACCUGACAUGCAGUUCACCUACAUGCUCUUCAAGUAGCUCUAAGCUCUAUAUUAUAUAUGUCUUAAGUUCAAAAACACAAAUGCUCAACUGAUUUCCACGUAGAACUGUGUACCUGCAAUUCUUGUAAAUGUACAAAAGGGUUUAAAAACGAUUUUAGCAAUGAAAAGCCUGACAUUCCAAAGUCUUUAUCUGUCAAAAAAAUGUUUUAUGUACUUAUUUUUACCUUAUGUAUCAUUGGGAAAUAUAUUCGCUGUAAAUAAC
Molecule: messenger RNA, 1764 nt
Organism: Seriola dumerili (greater amberjack)
Lineage: Eukaryota; Metazoa; Chordata; Actinopteri; Carangiformes; Carangidae
Product: nanos homolog 1-like
Exons: 1
Coding region: 98-781 (227 amino acids)
Biological process (GO): negative regulation of translation; oogenesis
Cellular component (GO): perinuclear region of cytoplasm
Molecular function (GO): mRNA binding; zinc ion binding
Source: RefSeq, a predicted model, not a curated record